CAGUUUUCUUAGCACCUACGUUCUGUACAGUCAGAAGACAUUAAUUCAGCUGUACCGAGUCGCCUCAGAUUGGUAAAGUCGUGUAUAUAUACGGAGUGAAGACUAAUUUGAGCUUCUGCCAGAGGAGAGGUCCAGGCGGGCGUGAUGGGCGUCAAAACUUUAAUGGCACUCUUGGCCCUGGCGGUGGCCUUGACCGACGGAUGUCCUAUCGAUGACACGCCCUCGACCCCUAGUUCCUCGAGCGAAGGAGUCACCGAAGGACCCCAGCCGGUGACAGACGGAGAACCCACGACCUCGACAUCCUCAAAGUCAUCCGAGGAGGAAAUGGAAGAGGAGGAAGAGAAGGGAGAUAAGGAGGUUGAUGCCCAGCGCACCUACGGGAAGGGGAGACCAAAGGGACCUUUCGGAUAUUACGGUUUCUUUGAGGACGAUAAGAAAGUUCUUGGGACAGCUUUGCAAGAAAAAGCGGAAAGAGACGCAGUCAUGACUAGCGACCCCAAUGCUACAGCAGCCGAUCCAAGAGCUCUUCAAUACGUGUUUCCAGCUGGGAUGGACUUCCCGUCAGCUGCCAACGGUGCCAUGGCGACACCUUUUGUACGCUGAUUGCGCUGGCAGGAAAGAUGUUCUCGAGAUUAUAUGGCUUGGCAGUUAGGGGUAACGAUUUUUUUUUUUUUUUUUCGUGAGGACAUUACUUGAGGAGAUAUUCAUUGCUUUUGCUGUGAUGGAAUUUUAAUGUAUGUGCUUGACUUUAAUAAAAGCUAUUUCUUGUGCAAUAAAGAGGAAUCAAA
This is a messenger RNA of Penaeus chinensis, 788 nucleotides long. RefSeq lists its product as uncharacterized. Lineage: Eukaryota; Metazoa; Arthropoda; Malacostraca; Decapoda; Penaeidae. The transcript has 3 exons. The record is from RefSeq and is a predicted model, not a curated record. The coding region runs from base 145 to 603 and encodes 152 amino acids.